This is a messenger RNA of Sciurus carolinensis (gray squirrel), 5260 nucleotides long. It is a transcript of the gene Mn1, whose product is annotated as MN1 proto-oncogene, transcriptional regulator. Gene Ontology annotation, biological process: regulation of DNA-templated transcription. Bases 1174 to 5151 code for a protein of 1325 amino acids. The record is from RefSeq and is a predicted model, not a curated record. Lineage: Eukaryota; Metazoa; Chordata; Mammalia; Rodentia; Sciuridae. The transcript is spliced from 2 exons.
GCAGACAGAGAGGGGAGCCGAGACCCUCAGAACGCCCCACGCAGAGCCCCCCCGCCAGCCUGGAGUGGGGUGCGCGGACCCCCCAGAGCUGCUCCCGCCCCCCUCCCCGUUCCCGGCUCGGAAAGCGCAGCCGGAACGCCUCAGCUCGCUGGCCCGGCGUGGCCCCCAACCCGCGUACGCCCCCCUUCCCCGGGUCCGAGGGGGACUCGCGAAGCACCUCGGCGCGGAGGCUGGGAACCGGAGCUUUGGAGCCACCCAGCCCUUCGCCUCUGUACUCGCCCAAGCUUGCAACGGGACGCGGAGACUCCCGCGAACUCAGAGACCGAACGGCGGAGGACAGAAGCAGCAGGCGGCGGACGUGGCCGAGAAGCGGCGCGCUGGGGCGCAGCGCACCCGCCGCCGGGCAGGGGAGCCGCGCCUUUCCCCGGACCCUCCGCUCCAAUCCCGGCGCCUGCCGCCUCCCCAGCCCCGCUGCUUCCUCGGCUCGGGGACCGGCGCCGACGAUGCCGAGCGGAGCCUCUAGACCUCCGACCCGCUGAAGAAGCAGCAGCCAUUCGCCCGGGGCCGACCGGGACUGUGCGAGCGGAUCGUGCUCGGCGGAGGCUCGGGCUGCGGAGCGCAGGGACUACGGGGGGGAGGGGGGAGGGCCUCUCUGUCGGUGCCCCCACGCCAGCCGCCGCCUUUAAGGGUCUCCCUCCCGGCCCUUAGCAGCUCCGCGCGGACUCCGGGAGGCUGCGGGCGGCGUCCUGGGGCUCCCCUACCGACCCGAUCGGACUUAAGAAGGUGAUCGCUCGGCUUUCCCAACCCCCUUCCCGCCCCCUUUCCCCCACAUAACUUUUUGUCUACGUUCGCCCGCGGCUCGGUCCCCUCUCCGCAAACCCACCCGCGGCUGUGCCAACCGCCUGGGGCAUGGGCCCCCCAACGCGGCUCCUGGAGGCCCCGCGGCCUCGCAAGAUGUGAGAGGCCCGCCCCGGGCAGAUCCAGAGCUUCGGGAGAGGAGCUGAUAGCCCCCAGCCUCCCCACGCCUGGCGGGGUGGCGGUGCGCGCUGCGCCCCCGCGGUGCCGAGCGUCCCGGAGCGCCCAAUCCAGGGCUGGAACGAGUAGCUGGCCGGAGGCGCGCCGCGGAGAGCAAGCUGUCAUGCCCUAUUGAUCCCCCCUUGCCCCCCGCCAAGUAUGUUUGGGCUGGACCAAUUCGAGCCCCAGAUCAACAGCAGGAACGCUGGCCAGGGCGAGAGGAACUUUAACGAGACCGGACUGAGCAUGAAUGCCCACUUUAAGGCUCCUGCUUUUCACACGGGGGGGCCCCCUGGCCCCGUGGACCCUGCCAUGAGCGCGCUGGGCGAGCCCCCGAUCUUGGGCAUGAACAUGGAGCCAUACGGUUUCCACGCGCGGGGCCACUCGGAGUUGCACGCAGGGGGGCUGCAGGCGCAGCCGGUGCACGGCUUCUUCGGCGGUCAGCAGCCUCACCACGGUCACCCGGGAAGCCACCACCCCCACCAGCAUCACCCCCACUUCGGGGGCAACUUCGGUGGCCCGGACCCGGGGGCCUCGUGCCUGCACGGGGGUCGCCUGCUUGGCUACGGAGGCGCAGCCGGCGGCCUGGGCAGCCAGCCGCCCUUCGCAGAGGGUUAUGAGCACAUGGCGGAGAGCCAGGGACCGGAGAGCUUCGGCCCGCAGCGACCUGGAAACCUCCCGGACUUCCACAGUUCGGGUACCUCGGGCCACGCCGUGCCUGCCCCAUGCCUGCCGCUGGACCAGAGCCCCAACCGGGCCGCUUCCUUCCACGGCCUGCCCGCCUCCAACGGCUCCGAUUCCCACAGUCUGGAGCCCCGGAGGGUGACGAACCAAGGAACCGUCGACUCCCUGGAAUACAAUUACGCGGGCGAGGCGCCCUCGGGACAUUUUGACAUGUUUUCGCCCUCUGACUCCGAGGGGCAGCUGCCUCAUUAUGCAGCGGGUCGACAGGUUCCCGGGGGCGCUUUUCCGGCCGCCUCGGCCUUGCCCAGAGCCGCGGGCAUGGUGGGCUUGUCCAAAAUGCACGCCCCGCCACCGCAGCAGCCACCGCAGCAGCCACCGCAGCAGCAACAGCAGCAUGGCGUGUUCUUCGAGCGGUUUGGCGGGGCCCGGAAGAUGCCUGUGGGUCUGGAGCCCGGGGUGGGCUCCAGGCACCCGUUGAUGCAGCCUCCCCAGCCGGCCCCGCCACCCCCCCAGCAGCAACCCCCGCAGCAACCGCAACAGCAGCAGCAGCCUCCGCCACCCGGGCUUCUAGUCCGACAAAAUUCGUGCCCGCCCGCGCUCCCGCGGCCCCAGCAGGGCGAGGCUGGCACGCCCAGCGGCGGCCUGCAGGACGGGGGCCCCAUGCUGCCCAGCCAGCACGCGCAGUUCGAGUAUCCCAUCCACCGGCUGGAGAACCGGAGCAUGCACCCUUAUUCCGAGCCUGUUUUCAACAUGCAGCAUCCCGCUCCGCAGCAGGCGCCCAACCAGCGGCUGCAGCAUUUCGACGCGCCCCCCUACAUGAACGUGGCCAAGAGGCCGCGCUUCGACUUCCCGGGCAGCGCGGGAGUGGACCGCUGUGCUUCGUGGAAUGGUAGCAUGCACAACGGCGCUCUGGACAACCACCUCUCGCCCUCCGCCUACCCAGGCCUACCGGGAGAGUUCACUCCGCCUGUGCCCGACAGCUUCCCCUCGGGGCCUCCCUUGCAGCACCCAGCCCCCCCGGACCACCAGUCCCUGCAGCAGCAGCAGCAGCAGCAGCAGCAGCAACAGCAACAGCAGCAACAGCAACAGCAGCAGCAGCAGCAACAGCAGCAACAGCAGCAACAGCAGCAGCAGCAACAACGCCAAAAUGCGGCCCUCAUGAUUAAACAGAUGGCUUCGCGGAAUCAGCAGCAGCGGCUGCGCCAGCCCAGCCUGGCCCAGCUAGGCCACCCAGGGGACGUGGGCCAGGGCGGCCUAGUCCACGGCGGCCCGGUGGGUGGCUUGGCUCAGCCGAACUUUGAACGUGAAGGCGGCAGCGCGGGUACAGGGCGCCUGGGUACCUUUGAGCAGCAGGCGCCGCACUUGGCACAGGAGAGCGCGUGGUUCUCAGGCCCGCACCCGCCGCCAGGAGACCUGCUGCCCCGCAGGAUGGGUGGCUCAGGCCUGCCCGCUGACUGUGGUCCGCAUGACCCCAGCCUGGCGCCUCCCCCUCCACCCGGUGGCUCUGGGGUGUUGUUCCGGGGCCCUCUGCAGGAGCCGCUGAGGAUGCCCGGAGAAGGCCACGUGCCGGCGCUGUCCUCGCCGGGCCUGCAGUUCGGGGGCAGCCUGGCCGGCCUGGGCCAGUUGCAGUCGCCUGGGGCGGGGGUGGGGCUGCCUAGUGCUCCUUCGGAGCGCCGGCCCCCGCCGCCGGACUUCGCUGCGCCAGCGCUUGGGGGCCAGCCGGGCUUUCCGUUUGGCCCAGGGAGCCGGCAGGCCACUCCGCACAGCGGUCCAGGCGUGAACUCGCCCCCGAACGCAGGCGGGGGCGGCGGCAGCUCUGGCGGCGGCGGCGGCGGGGGCGCUUAUCCGCAGCAGCCUGAUUUCCAGCCCAGCCAGCGCACCUCGGCCAGUAAGCUGGGUGCGCUCUCUCUGGGCUCCUUCAACAAACCCAGCUCCAAGGACAACCUGUUCGGCCAAAGCUGCCUGGCUGCGCUCUCCACCGCUUGCCAGAACAUGAUCGCCAGCCUCGGGGCCCCCAACCUCAACGUGACCUUCAACAAGAAGAACCCACCCGAGGGCAAGAGGAAACUGAGCCAGAACGAGGCCGAGGGCGCGGCAGUGGCCGGCAACACGGGCUCGGAUUACUUCCCGGGAGGGACUGCUCCUGGGGCCCCAGGACCCGGAGGCCCGUCGGGGACCAGUAGCAGCGGCUCCAAAGCCUCGGGGCCGCCCAACCCGCCCAGCCAGGGGGACGGCACCAGCCUCUCCCCCAACUACACCCUAGAAUCAACGUCGGGGAACGACGGCAAGCCGGUCCCCGGGGGAGGUGGCCGGGGACGGGGGCGCAGAAAAAGGGACAGUGGUCACGUGAGUCCUGGGACCUUCUUCGACAAGUACUCGGCGGCUCCGGACAGCGGGGGCGCGCCUGGGGUGAGCCCAGGACAGCAGCAGGCUCCAGGCGCGGCUGUCGGGGGAAGCUCAGUGAGCGAGGCGCGCGGGGCGCCCACGCCCCACGAGAAGGCACUUACGUCGCCGUCGUGGGGCAAGGGGGCCGAGUUGCUUCUGGGGGACCAGCAGGACCUCAUGGCGUCCCUGGACGGUGGGGCCAAAUCGGACGGUAGUUCACCGCACGUGGGUGAGUUCGCCUCAGACGAGGUCAGCACGAGCUAUGCCAACGAGGACGAGGUGUCGUCCAGUUCCGACAACCCCCCGGCCCUGGCCAAAGCCAGCAGGAGCCCCCUGGUGACCGGCUCGCCCAAACUCCCUCCUCGAGGGGUGGGCGCCGGGGAACACGGACCCAAGGCGGCCCCGCCCCCACUCGGCCUGGGUAUCAUGUCUACCUCUUCCUCGACCCCCGACAGCUACGGCGGGGGCGGGGGCACUGGCCAUCCGGGCACCCCGGGCCUGGAGCAGGUCCGGACCCCUACGAGCAGCAGCGGUGCGCCACCGACGGACGAGAUCCACCCUCUGGAGAUCCUCCAGGCGCAGAUCCAGCUGCAGAGGCAGCAGUUCAGCAUCUCCGAGGACCAGCCCCUGGGGCUUAAGGGUGGCAAGAAGGGCGAGUGUGCCCUCGGGGCCUCGGGCGGGCAGAAUGGAGACAGCGAGCUGGGCGGCUGCUGCUCCGAGGCCGUCAAGAGCGCCAUGAGCACCAUCGACCUGGACUCACUGAUGGCAGAGCACAGCGCCACCUGGUACAUGCCAGCUGACAAGACCCUGGUGGACGGCGGGGACGAAGACAAGACGCUGGCGCCUUGGGAGAAGGCCAAGCCCCAGAACCCCAACAGCAAAGAAGCUCACGACCUCCCCGCCAGCAAGGCCUCUGCUGCCCAGCCUGGCAGCCACCUGCAGUGCCUGUCUGUCCACUGCACGGACGACGUGGGCGACACCAAGGCCCGAGCCUCCGUGCCCACCUGGCGGUCCCUGCACUCCGACAUCUCCAACCGAUUCGGGACGUUCGUGGCCGCCCUCACUUGAGCGACGAGAGCCCCUCCCCCUCCAGGCCCUCCGCCUCCUCCAACCUGUCCCCACCCCGCGGUUAAGAAAGGGCCACUAUUGCUGAGUGGCUGUUGGUUUUUUUUUUUUU